AUUCACUAUAUCUGGUCUCCCACAGUACACAGAACAUGGAAAUGCAAUUAUUUCAGUAAAUAUAAACUGCUAAACGCCUUCUUGUGACUGCUAUCAGUGUCCAGCUGAGCACUGGUUAAAGCUUGUAGGAGGAGUUUUCUCUAGGAGGAUAUAGAACCUGACCUCUGUCUGGACAAUGUUGAUUGGCACUGUGCUGAUCACAUGCACUCUCCCAAGAAAAAAAAACUUCUCUAGCAAUACACACCAAAUUGAGCAUGUGCAGAGUUGUCUCCACACGAUAUGUCUUAUCAGGAGACACUGGAAGAAGGGGAGGAUCACAGAAGUCAGGAUCAAACAGCCUUUUUACACAAUGUAGAGGAUUAACCCCUUAGGUUUCACAGUGAGUAGAACAAGCAUGCUUUACUGCAUAUACAGACUGAUUUUACUGUUGUGGGUUUAG
Molecule: messenger RNA, 439 nt
Organism: Staurois parvus
Lineage: Eukaryota; Metazoa; Chordata; Amphibia; Anura; Ranidae
Source: the annotation of a GenBank genome assembly